Molecule: messenger RNA, 469 nt
Organism: Kickxella alabastrina
Lineage: Eukaryota; Fungi; Kickxellomycota; Kickxellomycetes; Kickxellales; Kickxellaceae
Exons: 1
Coding region: 8-367 (119 amino acids)
Source: RefSeq, a predicted model, not a curated record
GAGUUUGAUGCUGCAAAUGUUACACAAAAUGAGACUACUAUUCAUGAGCAUUCCUAUGCUCUGCCAGAAUCCCACCCAGGGCAUCCUUGAAGACUUGGAGAGCAUUUUUUAUGUCAUCCUGGAUGCAGUGUGGCCUCAAGGCAUUGAGAGAGACAAAGUCACUGGCUUCAAUUUUGCAGAAGGUAGAACUAUUGUACUUUUCAGGUUUGCAUUGUUUCAGGCACAGGAAUCUUACCUGAAAGAUUUUUGCAUUGAACAACCUAGCGCUAGGCUGAAAAAGCUCCUUAAUGCUAUGUUCCAGUUCUUAUUUGAGUCAGAAAACCAGGUCAUUAACUACCAGCUCUGGUCAGACAACAGAUUUGUUUAACAUGCCAGCUGGGAUGCUGCUCUUGGGUUUAUGCAUCCCAAGACAAUCAAGAUCCUCCAAGGACCUAUUGGCCAACUUAAGCAACCAGUCAAGGAUGAGGAU